This is a messenger RNA of Panicum hallii, 1098 nucleotides long. Its product is annotated as cyclic pyranopterin monophosphate synthase, mitochondrial-like. The transcript has 2 exons. Gene Ontology annotation, biological process: Mo-molybdopterin cofactor biosynthetic process. The coding region runs from base 153 to 806 and encodes 217 amino acids. NCBI's taxonomy places the organism in Eukaryota, Viridiplantae, Streptophyta, Magnoliopsida, Poales, Poaceae. The record is from RefSeq and is a predicted model, not a curated record.
CGAUCAGUUUCCAUAUUCACUAGAUAGAUAUGGAUUUUAAUGUGUGCUAGGCUAUUGGACAGAAAAUCAUGUCGUAACAUGCUCAAAUUAGUAGUUGGUCAUGGCAUGUUCUACUUGAAAUUUCUGUUUAUGUAGAGAGUAAGCAACAAAGCAUGUCUGUUUCCUUGUUGCUGAAGGGUGUGUUUAUGAUGUCCAUCUUCCGCUCCAUCCUCCCAAGAGUAGCAAGAUCUAAUGGCUGGAGAUGCUUUUCCACUAGGAUUCCUUACGAUAAUAUAGCAGAGCUAAAUAAGGAAAUGGAAUCAAUAUUUGGUGAAUCUCCAUCACCCAGUCCGUUAGGGUCAAGUCCUCCCCAGCAACCAGUCCAGCCUGCUCAUGAAGCUGAGGAUUCACAACCAGUGCUUACACAUACUGAUAGCAGCGGACAGGCAAAGAUGGUUGACGUCUCACCCAAAGAAGACAGUAAGAGAGUUGCUAUAGCUAGUUGCAGGGUCUUGCUUGGCCAAAAGGUGUUUAAUUUGGUUGCAUCAAAUGAGAUCGCGAAAGGAGAUGUCCUUACUGUUGCAAAGAUUGCUGGAAUAACUGGAGCAAAGCAAACUAGCAAUCUUAUACCCCUGUGCCACAACAUUAAUCUUUCCCAUGUUCGUGUUGAUCUUAUUCUCAAUGAAGAGGAUUCUAGUGUCGUGAUAGAAGGGGAAGCCACAACCAGCGGAAAGACAGGGGUUGAGAUGGAAGCAAUGACUGCAGUAGCCAUUGCCGGCCUCACAGUUUAUGACAUGUGCAAGCCGCUUCAAAGGACAUUUGUAUAACAGAUGUCUGUCUGCAGCACAAAUCUGGGGGAAAGAGUGGAAGUUGGUCCAGGAAUUGAAGGGUCCAUUAUUGGUCUGAGCAUAUGAACUGCAAGCAUGAUUCAGAUAUCAUGACAAUUGAGACUUCGUGCCAAAUUGUUUUGAUUUGGCUUUGAAUGCAGGCUCCUGUGUUGUAGAUUUCUAGUCCUUGAGACAUCAUUUGAAUCUCUGUACUCCUGAGUUGUAGAUACAUUGUUCAUGACUUCAGAAUAGAUGGUCAUGUCAACUUAUUUUCAGAUCUAUACUUUGUUUC